Messenger RNA from Abrus precatorius (Indian licorice), 1491 nucleotides. Its product is annotated as soyasapogenol B glucuronide galactosyltransferase-like. The transcript has a single exon. The record is from RefSeq and is a predicted model, not a curated record. Gene Ontology annotation, molecular function: UDP-glycosyltransferase activity. Lineage: Eukaryota; Viridiplantae; Streptophyta; Magnoliopsida; Fabales; Fabaceae. The coding region runs from base 1 to 1491 and encodes 496 amino acids.
AUGGAGACAGAAUCUCAACCCCACCAACUAAAUGUAAUUUUUCUUCCUUAUCCAGCUCCUGGUCAUAUGAUCCCUAUGGUAGACACAGCAAGGGUAUUUGCCAAACACGGUGCAAAUGUUACCAUAAUCACUACCCAUGCUAAUGCUUUGACUUUCCAAAAAGCCAUAGAUAGUGACUUCAGCUGUGGAUACAGCAUCAGAACACAACUGGUUCAAUUCCCAUCAUCUCAACUUGGUCUCCCUGAUGGUGUUGAAGACAUCAAAACAAGCACUUCAAGACAAAUGGAAUUUAACAUAAGUCAAGGAAUAACGAUGCUCAGAGAUCAAAUUGAGCUUCUGUUUCAGGAUCUUGAAGCUGAUUGUAUUGUAGCCGAUCUUCUUUAUCCUUGGACAGUGGAAUCUGCUGCAAAACUUGGCAUUCCAAGGCUUCACUUUUUCAGUUCAAGCUACUUCACAAGUUGCACCACUCAUUUUGUUAGGAAGCAUAAGCCUCAUGAGAGGUUAGAUUCUGAUACCCAAAAGUUUUUUAUUCCUGGCCUUCCACAUAACAUAGAGAUUACCACUGUGCAGCUAGAAGAAUGGCUGAGGAAUAAGAGUCCAUUUACAUAUUACUUGGGGAUUGUAUAUGAUUCAGAGAACACAAGCUACGGAACACUGUACAACAGUUUUCAGGAACUUGAAGGUGAUUAUGAGCAGCUUUAUAAGAGCACAAAGGGGAUCAAGUGUUGGAGUGUAGGGCCAGUUUCAGCCUGGGUUAACAAGGGUGAUGAAGAUAAGGCCAAUAGGGGACACAAGGAGAGUAUUGAAGAAGAACCAGAGUGGCUAAAGUGGCUUAACUCUAAGCAAAAUGAGUCUGUACUUUAUGUGAGUUUUGGAAGCCUAACCAAGCUCCCUCAUGCUCAGAUUGUUGAAAUUGCUCAUGGGCUUGAAAAUUCUGGUCAUGAUUUCAUCUGGGUCGUUAGGAAAAAGGAUGGAGAUGAGAAUGAAGAGAGUUUCCUGCAAGAUUUCGAGCAAAGGAUGAAAGAAAGCAACAAAGGUUUUAUCAUAUGGAACUGGGCACCUCAGCUGUUGAUAUUGGACCACCCUGCAAUAGGUGGAAUUUUGACUCACUGUGGUUGGAAUUCUAUCCUUGAAAGUGUGAGUUCUGGUUUGCCAAUGGUCACAUGGCCUAUGUUUGCAGACCAAUUUUACAAUGAGAAGUUGGUAGCUGAGGUGUUGAAAAUUGGAGUCCCAGUAGGGUCCAAAGAAAACAAGCCUUGGACUAAUGUUGGUGAGGAUGCGACAGUUAGAAGGGAAGAGAUUGCUAAGGCUGUGGUUGUGUUGAUGGUAAAUGAAGAAGAGAGCAGGGAAAUGAAGAGAAGAGCAAAAGAACUUGGUCAUGCUGCCAAGAAGACUAUUGAGAAGGGUGGAUCCUCCUACAACAACUUGAUCCAGUUGUUAGAUGAAUUAAAGUCGCUAAAGAUAUCAAGGGCACUUGAAAAAAAAUGUUGA